Messenger RNA from Ixodes scapularis (black-legged tick), 2741 nucleotides. It is a transcript of the gene beta-Man, whose product is annotated as beta-mannosidase. Gene Ontology annotation, biological process: glycoprotein catabolic process; carbohydrate metabolic process. NCBI's taxonomy places the organism in Eukaryota, Metazoa, Arthropoda, Arachnida, Ixodida, Ixodidae. The record is from RefSeq and is a predicted model, not a curated record. Gene Ontology annotation, molecular function: beta-mannosidase activity.
UAUCGCGUACGCAGGGUGAGAGACGAGCGAUCUCCGACGACGUCGCUGACGCCUCCGAGCAGCACCUCGGCCAGCCGCCGACGAGGGACACGGCGACGGCAGCAGCAUGGCGUUCCGAAUCUUGACCGCGUUCGCGCUGCUGUUCUUGGCCCACACCGACCUGGUGGAGGCUCGUCGCCUCUCCUUAGACGGCCGCUGGAAUGCCACCAACACGAACAAAACUAUGAAUUUUUCCGCUCAAGUCCCCGGAGGAAUUUAUACCGAUCUGAAGAGGAACGGCAUCAUUGGAGAACCGUACUUCAGCUUCAACGAUAUCAAGUAUACCUGGGUGGCUUUCGAAAAUUGGACCUUUUAUAGGACCUUUAGUGGCCCUCGGGAAGCACGAGACGCAGGCGAAGUCCUACAAGAUCUACCCGAUCUGCCCGCCCGCCGUGCAGAACGGUCAGUGCCACGUCAACUACCUGCGCAAGACGCAGUCUUCGUUCAGUUGGGACUGGGGACCGUCUUUUCCUUCCCAGGGAAUAUGGAAAUCUAUAGAAAUUGAAGCCUAUGAUGCAGUCAUCAUUCGUGACAUUACCGUUAAAACAACCCUGAAAAAAGAGUCCGACGGCACAGAGCAUUGGACCCUGGAGUUGGAUGCCUUCUACGAAUCGGCGUCAGACCAGUCCCUCGACGGCGCCUACAUGAUCAGUCUGGACGGUGUCACUCUGGGCCAGGAUGCCUUGACGUUUCUGCCAUCGGACAAGAAACAUAGCAAGAUCCGAUUUGUGGUUCCUAUCUCUCGAAAAAUUCAAAUUGAAAAGUGGUGGCCGAAUGGUUACGGAGCACAAAAAUUGUACCUUUUGGACGUGUCAGUUUCCGUAAACGGAGAAGAAUUCUCGAAACAAAUGAAGAUUGGUUUUCGAACAGUCGAACUGGUGCAGGAUGUCGUUGUGACACCGUCCGGAAGUAAAUCCAACACAAACUUGGACUUCUACUUCAAGAUCAACGACGUGCCAAUCUAUGCCAAAGGAAGCAACUGGAUUCCAGCAGACAGUUUCCCGGAACGCAUCACGCCUGACUACAUCGAGCACCUCCUGCGCUCAGCCAAGGAUGCGAACAUGAAUAUGCUGCGCGUCUGGGGCGGGGGCAGGUACGAAAGCGACGUUUUCUAUGACUUGGCCGACAAGCUUGGGAUCCUCAUCUGGCAAGACAUGAUGUUCGCUGUCAGCCUGUAUCCGGUCGACCCCCAUUUUCUCCAUGACGUCGCCGACGAAGUUCGCCAGCAGGUUCGUCGACUGCAACAUCAUCCGUCUGUCCUACUCUGGGCGGGUAACAACGAAAACGAAGAAGCAAUUGCUUCCUUCUGGUGGCCAGGCAUGGCUUUGCAUCUUACGAGAUACAGGGAGGACUAUCGAAAGCUUUACAUCGAAACUAUCAAGACGAUCGUAGAAGCUGAGGACAGCUCACGGCCCUAUCUGGCAUCGAGUCCCAGCAAUGGAAAGCUGUCGCAGCUGAGCCACUGGAUCUCCGCUAACCCCAACAGUUUCUCUUCCGGAGACGUGCAUUUUUAUUCGUACGGCAUCGACUGGUGGAACGCGGGCGACUUCCCCGUCACUAGGUUCGUGUCGGAGUACGGGCUGCAGUCCUACCCGUCACGUGACAGCCUCCAAGCAGUCCUCCUACCUUCGAUGAUUGUGUACCCGUUCUCGGUGGCUCUCGAGCACCGGCAGCAUCAGCGGCUGGGUGACACCUAUGUCAUCGGCGCAGUACAUGAUCAUUUUGAUUGGCCCGACGUUCGGAACACCAGUGAUGCUUAUGAUAUUUUUUCGUAUUACUCGCAGAUCGCGCAGGCAGAAGGCAUCCGAACGGCGACCGAGUCCUUUCGGCGCUGGAGGGGCCACGUGGACGAUAAGGGCCAGGGACACACCAUGGGCGCCCUGUACUGGCAGCUCAACGACAUCUGGCAAGCUCCCUCGUGGGCGUCUAUCGAGUACGGAGGCCGGUGGAAGAUGCUUCAGUACUUCGCCAAGAAAUUUUUCAGUCCCAUUUUGAUUUCUCCUUUCAUCACCCGUGAACGCAAUCGCGAAUUGCAGAUAUUUGUCGUCAAUGAUCUUCGGGAGUCAUUUCAGAACGUAACGCUGCACGUGGAGACGUACAAGUGGCAGUCGUUCACUCCUCUGAUUUCGGCAACUUUGAACUUCACUUUGCCCAACGAAACUUCACUGGCUGUCUUUAAAGCGCCGAUCUCGACCGUGUGGAAAAAUAGCGGCUGCACGGACCGAACCUGCUUCCUGUGGUUCACUCUGAAGGACGAAGCGGGAGGCGUUCUGGCUCCGGAAGCAUACGCCCUGCCGUCUCCGCCACGAUCCAUUACUGGCCUGCAGAACGCCACUGUGAAGGUGACGCACAUCAUGGGUCCAUCUACCUUGGAAGGAAACUCCAAAGUGUUCAGCCUGACUGUAGUAACGGACAACGUGGCCCUCUUCGUGUGGUUGAGUUCGCACGGGGCGAGAGGACAGUUCUCCGACAACGGCUUCCUCAUGAAGGAUUCGACGCGUCAUCUGGAGUUCACAACCCACGAGGACGUCACGGCAGAAGAGCUCGGACGACAGAUCACUGUGCAGACGGUCCUCAGUGUACGAUGAAAUACACGCACGCGCAUCAGAGUACAAUCCACUGAUAGUGUAAGAAAGACAAAGCGAGGCCAGUGGCCGCCCUCUGCUACCUACUAAAUAAUAAAAAAUAACAUUGAUACUGAA